Messenger RNA from Trichoplax adhaerens, 1725 nucleotides. RefSeq lists its product as uncharacterized. Gene Ontology annotation, cellular component: secretory granule membrane. Gene Ontology annotation, molecular function: copper ion binding; dopamine beta-monooxygenase activity. The transcript has 14 exons. The record is from RefSeq and is a predicted model, not a curated record. Bases 1 to 1725 code for a protein of 574 amino acids. Lineage: Eukaryota; Metazoa; Placozoa; Uniplacotomia; Trichoplacea; Trichoplacidae. Gene Ontology annotation, biological process: norepinephrine biosynthetic process; octopamine biosynthetic process; dopamine catabolic process.
AUGGAUGAAGAUUUAAACUAUAAACUCGAUUGGACAUUUGAUCGUUUUCAAAAAACAAUGACUUUUACAGUCCGUGUCAAAACGACAGGAUGGGUAGGAUUUGGAAUAUCUCCUUACACUGGUAAAAUGCCAGGAUCUGAUGUUGUAAUCGGAUGGGUAGAUAGCAGUGGUAAAGCUUAUCUUCAGGAUCGAUAUGCAAUAGGCCGUACAUUGCCAGAGUUAGAUUCAACUCAAGAUUAUAAGCUCAUAUCAGGUUCUGAAAGUAAUGGCAUAACGACCCUAAAAUUUUGGAGAAAAUUUGAUACAGGAGACUCUAAAGAUUUAAAACUAGAUACCGGAACGACCAGAUUGAUUUGGGCCUAUAAUGAUAAUGAUCCUAUAUCGACCACUAACAUUCCAAUGCACAAUAAAAUGGGUACUCGUAGUGUAAAUCUGUUUGAGAGGAUGUCGGAAAAACAUAAGCCUGUACUGCCAUCGGAUUAUCGAACACAUGAAUUUAGAGCACCAAACGUAAGCAUACCUAGAACUCAUACUACUUAUUGGUGUGUUGGAUUAAGAAUGCCUGAACUAGCGGAAAAAAAUCAUGUCAUUAGGAUUGAUCCUAUCGUAACGGAAGGUAAUGAAGGCGUAGUCCAUCACAUGGUACUCUAUGAAUGUGAUUCGGACCCUAAAUGGCAUGGUUAUAGUUCAGACUGUUCGAGUAGAAAUAUGCCAAUUCACUUAACUGGGUGUCGUGCUGGUGCUGUUAUAGCAAGUUGGGCCGUUGGUGGUGAGUCCAAUAUUUUUCCAGCUCAUACAGGAUUGGCUAUCGGGGGUAAAAAUAGUCCUAAAUUUACAGUUGUUGAGAUGCACUAUGAUAAUCCCCAAGGUAGAUCAGAUUUUAUCGAUACUUCCGGCUUCAAAAUAUUUUAUACUCGACAAUUACGUAAAUACGAUGUAGGAGCUUUAACUUUGGGCUAUGGGGUUAUACCAACGAUGACGAUCCCGGAAAGACAAGACGAAUGGAAUAUCACCGGUUAUUGUCCUCAAAUGUGCACUGAACGGGCCUUACCUAAGUCAGGUAUCAACGUCUUUGGUGUAUUCUUUCAUACUCAUUUAGCAGGUAAGGGCUUAUAUACAAGACACUUUAGAAAUGGCAAAGAAUUGCCAUUACUCGCUCAAAAUAAGCAUUAUGACUUUAACUAUCAGGAGAUUUUAUAUUUGAGAAAUGAAGUCAAAAUAUUUCCGGGAGAUUCAUUUGCUGUAACUUGCAGCUACAAGACCACUAAUCGUAAUACUACUACAAUUGGAGGCGAAGCAACUAGUGAUGAAAUGUGUCUUACUAACCUAUUUUACUAUCCUAAGUUGCCGUUUUCAGUAUGUGUUACAUAUACAUCGCCAGCUAAUCUUGCCCCAUUCUAUGGUAAAUUAAUGGCACAAGGUAAAAUGCCUAUACCCGCUUCAAAUAGCACCAAAGAUUUUGCAGCUGCAGUUAGAAAAACUGCGAUAAGGGAUAAAACAUUGCUUAAGGAACUUGGGUACCUACAAACAUAUCGUGCUCCAGAAAUGUUUUGUGCAGGUCAUAACCUUUCGAUCAUCAUGGAUCACUAUGGCCAAAAAAUUCCUAAUUUCUUACCAUCGGUGAAUUAUACAGGAUCGGCUAUAAAUGCUGCUAUUACAGCAACUUCAGUCAAUCUGAUUUCAUUGAUUAUUUAUGCAGUUUUGGCAGCAGCGCUAGUACUUUAG